ACCGACGUCAUCCCUGCAAAACAGUCGCCAAGCCGUCAUGUAAACAGGAAGAACUCGUCAACAUUAGAGUUAGAGGGACCUUAAAAUACGGUUUUCUACUGUAUACGACUAUUUUUUCCACUUGUUGGCUUCCAGUUUAAUUACUUUAAAUGCUCGUGCAGUGCUCUGCUUUAAUAUUUACGAUCAGCGGUGCAACCAUGCACAUUAAAGAGGAGACGAUGGACAUUUUAAAGCAGUUCGACAUUGGAAACAAGUUCUCAUUCGUCCCGGUGCUGCCCAAAGCCUCUGUGCUGAUCCCACUGUUUGUGAAGAAAGGAGAGCUGCACACCUUGAUGACCCUGCGCUCCAAACAGCUGAGGUCCAGUGCUGGUGAGGUGUGUUUCCCCGGCGGGAAGAGGGACCCCAGUGACAGAGAUGAUGUGGACACAGCACUGAGAGAGGCACAGGAGGAGAUAGGUCUACCACCAGAGGAGGUUCAGGUGGUCUGUAGACUCUUCCCCAUCAUCAGUAAGGGUGGUUUGUUGGUGACCCCGGUUGUUGGAUUCAUAGAGGAGUCCUUCUGUCCCCAUCCGAACCCAGCUGAGGUCAGCGCCGUGUUCCAAGUCCCUCUGGAGUUCUUCACCAGCGAGAAGGACCAUUGUACUGCCCACGGGGCUGCUGGGAUGGUGGGGCCGAUGCACUCUUUUCACUUUGUGGACCCCGGUUCAGGAACCCAGUAUCACAUAUGGGGACUGACUGCCAUGUUGGCCAUACUGGUUGCUGCCCUCGCUCUCAGGAAAAAGCCUGAGUUUGAUGUUGGUUUUGACUCUGAGGAUCCGUCGUCUUUCUUCCAACAGAUUCUACAUAGAAGAAUUAGUAAACUAUGACCAGUAUUUACAAUGUUAGUGACACAUUUGUGCCAAUACAAGACAGAUUUGUUAUAUAAUCAAAUAGUAUUGAUUUACUGUAUUAAUUGUGGGGAUUAAAGUGCAAUGUGAAACCUUACUAAUAACUUUUUUUUAUAACUCCUGCAUCUAAAAAAUAAGCAGAUCUAGACACUCAGGUUUUUAUUAAUUCAUUUAAUGUAGCAGCAGGAUUACAGAUAUAAACAGAAGAGUAUACAAAUGUCCAGACCAAGGCAAAUUACAUGUUAAUAAUAGUUCAGAUGUAUGAUAACACACUGGGGUUGACCUUUAUCCCGACUGCAGGGUUUUAAGGCUAGAUACUAAAGCUCAAGCUACACAGAACGGAUACAACAGAACUGUUGGAGAAUGUGAAAUAGAAAGCGAACUAGGAAAAGUGAGCAAACUGAUUACACACAAGAUACAGCUCACACUAUUGGCAAUUUAACAGUUAAUUUAUCAUGGUUGCUCCUUUUGAUCAAGCAUUUCACAGCAACAAUAGUAAUGUUGACAAGCACAUCAACACAAGAAAGCUCUCCAUAAAACAAUCUCCACUGUCUCGUCCCUUUUACCUCACAUGUACAAAUCUCAUGAGGCAUGAAAAAAACAAAAAAAAAACAUUUUCAACAGAAAAUAACAAUUUGACAAUUCACUGGUGAAGCUGCACAAUAUUAUGUUGUAGAGUACUUACUCUGAUAUCUUGUAAUGGAUUUCCAAGAGAAAAGGUUUAUAAAAUACAUCAGUGUGGGCUAUGGUUAUGCUUGUGUUUAUAAAAUAAAAAUUCAAAUCAUGAAAACUGUCCUGAUGUUAAACAGUGAAUAAAAAGGACAUGGAGCCAAAUAGCAGUGACACAAAAGGGACACCAGUAAACACAGCAGAGUAACAGUUAAGUUAUCAAGGCACACAAAGUUCUGUUGAAAGCAUCACAAUUGAAAUUCAAGAUACCCCCUGCAGUAUAUUUCACAUUUAAAUAUACAUGGAUAUUCAUUUACAUGACUGAAGGACAAAACCGAUAUUGAGUAAAGAUUUGUGUGCUAUCUUCACCACCAAUAAAUUCAUGUUUCACA
Molecule: messenger RNA, 1948 nt
Organism: Dicentrarchus labrax (European seabass)
Lineage: Eukaryota; Metazoa; Chordata; Actinopteri; Moronidae
Gene: nudt7
Product: nudix (nucleoside diphosphate linked moiety X)-type motif 7
Exons: 3
Coding region: 150-866 (238 amino acids)
Biological process (GO): coenzyme A catabolic process
Molecular function (GO): coenzyme A diphosphatase activity; acetyl-CoA hydrolase activity
Source: RefSeq, a predicted model, not a curated record